Molecule: messenger RNA, 4123 nt
Organism: Papilio machaon (common yellow swallowtail)
Lineage: Eukaryota; Metazoa; Arthropoda; Insecta; Lepidoptera; Papilionidae
Gene: Tdg
Product: trithorax group protein osa
Exons: 16
Coding region: 482-4102 (1206 amino acids)
Biological process (GO): base-excision repair, AP site formation
Cellular component (GO): nucleus
Molecular function (GO): mismatch base pair DNA N-glycosylase activity; DNA binding
Source: RefSeq, a predicted model, not a curated record
UUUUGUAGAGUAUUUUAGUACCUAAUUUUUCCAUAGCAGAUGCAUUAGGCUUUCGGGCGGCGCCACUGUGCGCGCAUGCGAGUAUUAUUAGAGACCCAAGCUGAUAGAAUAGCAUGAAGUUUGCCGCAAAUCACAGAAAAAAAAUCACAACACACAAACAAAAAAAUGAGCAAAAAAUUGUUGGUAACACCGGUGCGCUAAAAAAGCUUGCAAACUUCACGCACAUAACCUGCGCUGGACAUCGACUCGUCCGUAUCUAAGUCUGGGAAAAUGUAUAUUGAUUUUUCAAAGAAAAGUCAUCCUAUGUAACAAAACACCGUUCGCGGGGUGUUUAUACGCGUAUUGAAUCGUCGCGGUCGAUGUGCAGUGUCGUCAAAAUGGUGCGACAGUGUUUCUCGGAGGGUUCCGAGUGAGAUCGAAGAGUGUUGCGUCGCUCGGCUGAGGGGCCGGAGCCCGGCCGCGGCCAGGGCCUGGGCGCGCCAUGGACGCCGCCGCCGACCCGCUGCGUGCGGCCAGGCCAGAGGAGGGCGAUGAGAAGCCGAAGCCCCCGGAGAGCCAGGACGACGGCUACGAGACGAGCAACAGCGGCGAGGCGGCGCGGCGCAAGGCCUCCAGCGCGGAGGGCUCCCCGGCGGCGCCGCGCUCGCCCGCCGCCGCGCCCGCCUACGAGCCGCUGCUGGCGCGCUUCCCCGAGCCCCCGGCGCCCGCCGGCUUCCGCUACGACGCCCCGCCGCAGCCGGACCCCGAGCCCUACCAGCAUUUCCCAUUCCCCAAGUUCCCCGAGCCGUACUACAAGCGCGAGCCGGACGCGCCCUACGACAUGAGCCAGCAGCACGCGCACGGCGGCAUGCACUACGCACCUCAUACGCCUCACACGCCCCACACGCCCCACACGCCACACAAGCGCGACGAGGACGCGUACGACGCCGUGAAGCGCGAGUGCGACGAUCCCUACUCGUUCGUGGAGGAGGAAGCGAUGUGCGCGAUGCUGGGCCAGCCGCCGCCGCAUUUGGCGCACGAGCUGGCGCACCUGCACCCGCACGCGCACGCGCACCCGCACCAACACGCACACCCCCAGCACCACCAGCUCAUGCUCGGGCAGCCCAAGAAGCGCGGGCGCAAGAAGAAAAUCAAAGACGAGAACGGGAUGGAGAUAAAGGUGGAGGGCGCGGAGGGCCCAGAGGGUCUGGUGCGGCCCGUCAAAGAGCGCAAGAAGCACGACCGCUUCAACGGCAUGAGCGAGGAGGAGGUGGCGCGCCGCACGCUGCCCGACCACCUCGCAGAGAACCUCGACAUCAUCAUUAUCGGCAUCAACCCGGGCCUGUUCGCGGCGUACAAGGGGCACCACUACGCGGGCCCCGGCAACCACUUCUGGAAAUGCCUGUACCUGUCAGGUCUCACGCGCGAGCAGAUGAGCGCCGACGAGGACUACAAGCUCCUGAACUUCGGCAUCGGGUUCACGAACAUGGUGUCGCGCGCCACCAAGGGCUCCGCGGACCUGACGCGGCGCGAGAUCAAGGAGGGCUCGGCGCUGCUGCUGGAGAAGCUGCAGACGUUCCGGCCCAAGGUGGCCGUCUUCAACGGAAAGCUCAUCUACGAGGUGUUCUCCGGCAAGAAGGACUUCUGCUUCGGCAAGCAGCCCGACACCAUCGCCGGCACCAACACGUACACGUGGGUGAUGCCGUCCUCGUCUGCGCGAUGUGCGCAGCUGCCGCGAGCCGCCGACAAGGUGCCGUUCUACGCGGCGCUCAAGAAGUUCCGCGACUACCUCAACGGCCUCGUCGCGCACAUCGACGAGGCCGAGCUCGUCUUCCCCGACAACACCAGCCGCCGCCCGCAGGAGGAGAUGGAGAUCAGGAGGUUGACGAUGGAACCCGAGCCCGGGGAUACGAUCAUCCUAGAGGACGGGACGGAGGUUCCGCUGAAGAAGAAGCGCGGGCGGCCGAAGAAAGUGAAGCUGGAGAACGGCGAAACCGCCCCCCCCACGCCCAGGGCGCCGCGCGCCCCCCGCCCCCCGCCCUCGCUGGAGCCCGGCGCCGACCAGCCGCCUAAGAAGAAGCGCGGAAGACCCAAGAAGAUCCGCCCCGAGGAGCAGCAGUUUCUGCUCCAGCAGCAGCAGCAGCAGCAACAGCAGCAGCAGCAGCAGCAACAACAGCAGCAGAACAUGGAGGAGCAGCGGUUCCGCGAGCAGAGCGGCGUGAGCGCGCUCCUGCAGCAGCAGCUGGCGCCCAUGGCGGCGCUGGCGCACGAGCAGCAGCAGCAGUUCCUGCAGGGCGAGUUCCAGCAGCUGCCGUCGCCGCUGUACGGCGUGCAGCACGCGCACCACCACCACCACCACCAGUCCGCGCCCAUGCCCGACGGCUCGCCCUACUACCAGCCCAACGCCGGCGUGGGGGGUGGAGUGGGGGGUGGCAUGGAGGGCGGCAUGGAGGUGUCGGCGCUGGGCCUGGCGCGCGGCUACGCGUCGCCGGGCGGCGCCGGGGCGACCGGCGGCGCCUACAGCUCGCCUCGCGCAGUGUACGCCUCGCCGCGCUCGCAGGGCUACUCGCCCGGCCCGCAGCGCCUCGCGCCCACGCCGCAGCCGCAGUUCCCUUCGAGUCCAGCGGCGUUCUCGGGUCCGUCGCCGCCCCGCGCGCCCUACGGGUCGCCGGCGGGCGCGGGCGGCGCCCCGGGGCGGGGCUUCGCGGCGCGCAGCCCGCUGUACGCCGGCAGCCCCGCGCCCUACCGGCAGCAGCCCAGCCCGGCGCCGCAGCAGCGCUACUCGCAGUCGCCGCACGCACACUCGUACUCGCGCUCGCCCGCGCCCGCCGCCGCGCCCGCGCCGCAGGUGGGGCCGCAGACGCCGUACGCGCGAUCUCCCGCGCCCAGCAGUGGCGCCGGCGUGGCGGGCGUGGGCGUGGGCGGCGUGGGCUCGGCGACGCCCGCGGGCGCGGCUUUCGGCGCGCCCUCGCCCGCCGCGCUCAGCUACACGGCGUCGCCCACGACGCCCUACAGCCAGCACAGCUCGCCGGCGCCGUACGCGGAGCACUUCCCCACGCCGGCGUUCGAGGCGCCCGUGUCUCCGCCGGUGCCGCUGGAGUUCGAGCCGCCGCGAGAGGCCGCCAGCCCCAUGGGCAGCACCGACAUGCACCCCGGCAGCAACAGCAACUCCUCGCUCUCGGACUACAACAAGACGAGCGGCGCGGUGGGCGAGGCGUCGCCGGGUGUGGGGGGUGUGGGGGGCGGGGCGGGCAGUUUUGGGGGCGCGCUGUACGACGGCUCUCCGCGCCUGCCCUACCCGCCGCCCGACAACAAGGACUACUUCCCGCGGGAACAAGGCAACAGCAUGUCCGAGAGCCCGCGGUUGGACCAGAUACAUCAGCAUCCCUCCAUGUAUCCCACCGGCUACAGUAGGUCGCCGGGCGGCGAGGCGGCAUUCUCCCCGUUCCGCGGAGAGGCGCAGCACGAGACCCACCACGACCAUCACGACCAUCACGACCACCAUGACCAUCACGACCAUCACGAUCACCACGAACAUCACGACCAUCACGACCACCACCAGCCGCCCGGAUCACCGAGCGAGUUCUCUGCGGGCGUGUCUGCGGGCUCGGGCGGCGGGGCGGCCGGCGGGGCGAAGCCCCAAGACGUGGCGUCCAAGUCGCUGUCGGGACUGGAGUCGCUGGUCGACCAGAUCCCCUCCAUCGCCGAGGGCGGAGCGGGGGGCGCGGGGGGUGCGGCGGGCGGCGCGGGGGGCGAGACCGCCUCGGUGCCCUCCCUGCCCGACUACGCCCCUCCCCUCUAUCCCCCCUACGGCGCCUACGGGACGCCCGCCUACCCCAACAAUGGGUACGGAGGUCCGUUCGUGGGGUACGGCGGCGGGUGGGGCGGCCAGCUGGUGCGCGGCUACCUGCCCGACUGGCAGUACGGGUACGCGCCCGCCGUGCCGCCCGCCUACCCGCCCUACAACGCGCCCUACUACAACGGCUACCCCGCGCCGCCCCCCGCCCACCACCAGCAGACGCACUACCUGUCGGCGCCGCCGCUGAUCGACCUGCACAAGAACGGCGAGCACGCCUCCUCCGUGCCCUCCGUGCCCUCCGUCGGCUUCGGCGGCUUCUGCUAGGCCCCGGCCCCGGCCCCGGCC